Branchiostoma floridae (Florida lancelet) is the source of this 3329-nucleotide messenger RNA. RefSeq names its product relaxin receptor 1-like. Gene Ontology annotation, cellular component: membrane. NCBI's taxonomy places the organism in Eukaryota, Metazoa, Chordata, Leptocardii, Amphioxiformes, Branchiostomatidae. The coding region runs from base 147 to 1988 and encodes 613 amino acids. Gene Ontology annotation, biological process: G protein-coupled receptor signaling pathway. Gene Ontology annotation, molecular function: G protein-coupled receptor activity; protein-hormone receptor activity; protein binding. The record is from RefSeq and is a predicted model, not a curated record. The transcript has 11 exons.
CCUUCCUUCACUCGCCUUUCUGUUUCUCCAGGCGAACCAGAUAGAGAUUCUCCGACGCAAGGCCUUCAUUGGGUGUGGGCAUCUCGAGAUUUCUGGAAAUCGACCACAACAAGAUAUUCGUUGUGGAGGAAGGAGUUUUCGACCAGAUGUUCAGCUUAACGGAUCUCUCACUCGCCGGGAACAAGAUCAGCCGUCUUCCAGGUGAUUUCUUCGGAAAUCUCGGACACCUGGAUCACCUAAACCUCUCGUUCAAUCCUUUCUUGGAACUCAAAGAAGGGAGUUUUGAUGGACUCCGAAACAUAACAUCACUGGAUCUGCGGGGAAUAAAGAUCAAGAACAUCAGCCGCCGGAUGUUCAAAGAUCUUACAUCGCUGAAUCACAUAUACUUCAGCAGAUUCCGCUACUGUGGGCUCACCCCGCACGUCCGGAACUGCGAGCCGAAGACUGACGGGUUGUCGUCGUUUGAAGACCUGCUGGCUAAUGUUGUCCUGCGCAUGAGCGUCUGGGUCAUCGCCAUAGUAACGUGCCUGGGGAACACGGCGGUCAUGAUUGGUCGAACGGUGAUGAAGCAGGAGAACAAGGUCCAUUCACUCUUCAUAAAGAACCUCUGUGCGUCUGAUUUCAUCAUGGGUGUCUACUUGCUUGUCAUCGCCACGAAGGACAUGAUGUUCCGUGGCGUGUACCACAGACACACGCACGCAUGGACAAACAGUCUGGGCUGCCAGAUCACCGGCUUCCUGGCCAUGCUGUCCGCCGAGGUCUCCGUCCUGCUGCUCACCUACAUGUCCGUGGAGAGAUUCCUCUGCGUCGUGUUUCCGUACCGCGACAACCGGCCCAACCUCCGCCAAGCUGCCGUGGCAAUCUGCCUGAUCUGGUUCUUCGGGCUGCUCCUGUCUGCGGCGCCCCUCUUCAUCCCGUACUACUUCGAUCACUUCUACGGCAGCAACGGCGUCUGCUUCCCGCUUCACCUGCACGAGCCACACAUGACGGGGUGGGAGUACAGCGCCUUCAUCUUCCUGGGAGUCAACUUCGUCUCCGUGCUGGUGAUAGGGGCUGCCUACGUGGGCAUGUUCAUAUCCAUUCAGCGCACGCGCCAGCAGAUUGCCACUCACUUGACCCUCUUCACCGACAUGUCCUUCGCCAAGCGCUUCUUCUUCAUCGUGCUGACGGACUCGCUGGUCUGGCUGCCAAUCACAAUAAUCAAGUUCAUCGCUCUUGCUGGAAUACCAAUACCAGGGACCAUGUACGCGUGGAUUGUGAUCUUCGUGCUGCCCAUCAACAGCGCCAUCAACCCCAUCCUGUACUCCCUCACCACCAGAACCUUCACCACCCUGCUGGAGAACAUCGUCAAAGGGAGUCCCCUGAGUCUGCGAUCCAAACCCGACUACGAGAAGGCCCCGGAUGCUGGGACAAUGACCGGGAACACCUACUCAACAGCCCUUUCCUCCUCCUAUCCACUCCGACCGCUGAGAAACUACCGAGGCAUGCACGUAAGUCGCUCCACUGAGUUUGAGGUGUCAGUAACGACAUCCAGUUGCCAACAGAACAGCACCAACGGUAUCGGGCGCGACCCAUCCAAUCACUCCCUGCUGGGCAUGCGGCUGCUGAAGCCCAACCUGGAUGACGUGCCGGAGCUGCCAUCUACCGUCAGUCAAGCAGAGUCCAACCCAGAUGGCAAGGACGACAUCAGCGAGUCUUCAAAUGAAGAAAACGUAACGGUUGUUCAAGAAGACGAAAAAACGAAAAUCCCAGAAGUUGUGGAGAUCCAACAUGACGUGGACAUUGCGUGCGAGCAGAUACGCUACAAUGCUGAGGAAGGCAGCGCUGCUGAGGAAGGGAACUCGGUGCCAGAGGACGAAGCUUACGCGAAUGGCGGUGCCACUCCCCAAGAUAACAACACCGCAAACACACUUGAUAUUAUUGUUACAGAAGCUGAGGUCAGUGCAGAAACAUCUGGCUACGACACUGAAAUGGAUGGGAUAGCCUGAGAUCAAAAAGAUGUUAAUCCUGUCUUUACGUUGUCGUUUGUAUCAUUGAAUUGGUGUCAGGUUCAGUGCAUUGGUGCAAUUGUGUCGAUAGUUUAUCUACCAAGAAGAGUAAGCAAAUAGAUAAUCAGUAAUCAGUGGACAAGACUAUGUAUAAUUCGUAAUUGUAACAUGUGGCCUGAGAACAGAUAAACAUUACUACUGGCAAUGGGGUUAACUGGUGAAUACGAAAAUGUUGUGCAAGAAAGUUACGUAAUGUUGGUGAAAUGAAAAUAUAUGCGUCUUUGUUAGUUCACUGGCAUGUGAAUAAUGUAAAGUGAGAAAUCUUGUGAUAAAUAGAUAACUAGAACUCCAGAAGUCUUUUACCUCCACCGAUAAUAAUUCACUAUGCAAAUGUCACCCUGAUUUGCAUAGUUUUGUCUUGACAAAACUCAUCACUGUCUACACUGCAUACUAAAUGCAAAAUGAAUUUCUUGAAAUUAAAUUUCUAGUCUUAUUUUGCAAAAAUGGUGGUGUAGUUUUAAUCUACAUCAGAAAUACCGAAUAAGGUCCCUCACACCCAAGCUAUAUGAAAUCUUUUUUUCUGGAACCAAGGAUUGAUUCGAUUCAAUUCAAUUAAAAAAAAUAUGCCCUAAAUUCCAUGCUAUGCGCCAGAUAAUGUUCUUUUGACCCAAAUUCAUACAAUUCAAUUCGAAGGAAUAGCAAACUUACCUGCUUGGAUUUGCAUAUUGAGUACUAAUUGUCAUAACUUUCAUUCCAUGAUGCAAGCAUCUACUUAAGUUAUAUACAAGUAACAAUUCGCAACAAAAUUCCGUAUUUAAUUAUUUUCAAACAAUGAUGAACAGUAAAAAAAAGCUUAGCUGCUGUUUAAAGAGCUAUUAUUAUCUCUAGAUCUUUCAUAAACCAAACCAAUAAAUCUGUGCAACCUUUGCUUAUUCAAAAUAUGCAAAUUGCCAGGUCACAUAUGUUGCAAAUACAUGUAUGUAUUUCAGGAAGCUAUCAAUAGUUGUAGCAUUUCCACAUCAAUUUUGCAAAAUUAUCACAAUUAAUAUUCAUGGUGUGCCACUCGAACCAAGUUACAUGUGUUAUGGGUAUGAAGUUCCUGUCAUUUACCUCAAUGAAAGUGUCGCGUCCUCAUUGAUUAUGCAAAUCUAGUCCAAAUCUAUCUCAUAACAUAUUUUAUUUCUUACAUUCCUUCUUUGUGCACAAGAGCUCUCUACCACUCCAAAGCCGUGACCAUAGCUGGUCAAGAAGACGAGAUAUCAAAACCGGAAGUAAAGAUAACCUCCUUGUGGGAGAUAUAAAAGAUUAACAAUGCAAAAAUAAUACACAUCUCGUAGUCGU